AAUCUGCAAAGUUCUACAAGAAAUCUUCAAACUAACUAACCACUGAUCAAUUCAAUGGCAGACAUAAUAUCAAAUGUGUUUAAUGAAAACGAUGAGUUUCGCGCUCUCAUACUAUCAGACAAGGAGUGCGCGGAGGAACUGCAAUACCAAGAGGUUCUUGCAGCCUCUUUAGAAAUCUUCCAUCUUCACAUGUCAUCAACACAAAUUGAAGAAUCCCCUGAAUCAUCCCAAGGUUUUUGUGACAUUUGUAUGGAGACAAAAGUUACAAAUGAAAUGUUCAAACUCGAAAAUUGCUCUGAUCACUCAUUCUGUACUGAUUGCAUAGCCCAAUAUAUCCAGUCCAUGAUUCAAGACCAUAUUUUCUCAGUAACUUGCCCUGGUUUGAAAUGUUGCGCGACAAUUGAACCUGUUUCUUGUAAAUCCAUCAUCCCAGAAAAUGUAUUCGAAAAAUGGGAAGGGGGAUUGAGUGAGUCUGCUCUUCUUGAUUGCGAGAAAUUCUAUUGUCCUUACAAAGAUUGUUCAGAGCUUCUGAUUUAUGAUCAUGAUCAGGACAUAAUUGAGUGUGUAUGUCCUGUAUGCGACAGGCAGCUCUGCGCGGCCUGUGGCGUCCCUUGGCAUACUGGACUUGAUUGUGACAAGUUCCAAAAUGAUGAAAAAAACAGAGAAGAUGAUUUAAAGGUUGAGGAACUUGCUAGCAGCUCCAAAUGGAUGAAAUGCCCUCACUGCAAACAUAUUGUGCAGAAGGCUGAUGGUUGUAUACACAUAACCUGCUGGUGUGGAUCUCAAUUUUGCUAUAUAUGUGGAGAAAAAUGGAGCGAAAGCCAUUGGAGUUGUCAAAUUAGUGAAUGAUACCGGAUUGCUUCUAAAGAACUGGGAAGAUUGAAAAAGGGGUAAAUUAUGCUAAGUGGCCAUUCGCCCCUUUGCGACCAAAAUUAGCAAAAAAAUGUUGUUCCGUCCUUCUUCAACUUUCGACUUUGCCAUUAAUGUCUUCUUCACCUUACGAUUCUACCAUUAAUGGUUUCUUUUCCUUCUUCUUCUUCCAUUCUCCUCCAUCUUCUUCGUCUAUUCAUCCUCUUUUUUAUUCUUUAAAUUUGACAAAACUUGAAUAGUUUCAAGUGAAUUAUAUAUCAAACGAUUCGAAAUAUUGAGAAGAUUUCAUAUUUUAGACGUGAUUUUGAAUUGAUUGAGAUUGAAUACUUAGUAUAUAUUUCAUGUAUAAUUAAAUCGUAUUCAGUUUUUUGAAUGUAUUAUAAUGUUUACUCAUUGUAAAGAUAAGUUAGUAUUGUAUACUUUUUAUGACUUUCUGCAAGUUAAAUUGUAUAGUCAGUGUACACUUCCUA
Messenger RNA from Solanum verrucosum, 1340 nucleotides. Its product is annotated as E3 ubiquitin-protein ligase RSL1-like. Gene Ontology annotation, cellular component: cytoplasm; ubiquitin ligase complex. The transcript is spliced from 2 exons. Gene Ontology annotation, molecular function: zinc ion binding; ubiquitin protein ligase activity; ubiquitin conjugating enzyme binding. Gene Ontology annotation, biological process: positive regulation of proteasomal ubiquitin-dependent protein catabolic process; protein polyubiquitination; ubiquitin-dependent protein catabolic process. The record is from RefSeq and is a predicted model, not a curated record. Lineage: Eukaryota; Viridiplantae; Streptophyta; Magnoliopsida; Solanales; Solanaceae. The coding region runs from base 55 to 849 and encodes 264 amino acids.